AUGGAUCAUUACCCUGAAAACCCUAAUCUUAACCCUAAUUACACACACCUACCCGAGUGUGCUCUUGAUCCUUUCUCUUGGGAUUUCGAAUUGUCGGAGUAUCUGAAUAUGCUUGAUGGUGGUGCCGACCAAGAUUCGAAAUCCCAGCUGCAAAGAAUAGCAUCAUCGGAAAAGAUCAUGGAUUCCUCCUCAUCUGCCGGAUCCAUUGGUGCAAUAUCCAGAAAUAAUGACAUAAGAUGCAAAAAUAUUGGGGUGAAGAAAAGUAAGAUGGAUGCUGGUCAUAGGGUUGCAUUUAGAACCCAAUCGGAGCUGGAGGUGAUGGAUGAUGGGUUUAAGUGGAGGAAGUACGGAAAGAAAUCUGUCAAGAACAGCCCAAACCCAAGGAACUACUACAAAUGUUCAAGCGGAGGAUGCGAGGUGAAGAAGAGGGUGGAGAGGGACAGAGAAGACGCAAGCUACGUGAUAACAACGUACGAGGGAGUGCAUAACCAUGAAAGCCCUUGUGUUGUCUAUUAUAACCAGACACCUCUUAUGGUUCCUACUGGUUGGACUUUACAAGCUAAUUCCUCCCGCUCUUCUUCUUCUUCCUGA
Molecule: messenger RNA, 591 nt
Organism: Juglans regia (Persian walnut)
Lineage: Eukaryota; Viridiplantae; Streptophyta; Magnoliopsida; Fagales; Juglandaceae
Product: probable WRKY transcription factor 51
Exons: 3
Coding region: 1-591 (196 amino acids)
Biological process (GO): regulation of DNA-templated transcription
Molecular function (GO): sequence-specific DNA binding; DNA-binding transcription factor activity
Source: RefSeq, a predicted model, not a curated record